GGUCGAAUUGAAUUAUGUAAUCGAUGUAUAUGAAUCGACUUUGUGUUCUUUCGAAUAGAUUCAGCACCUCUCCAAAAGUAAUUCUAAACAUGGCUGCUAAGACCCAUGUGGAUAGCAGUGUGGGAGAAAGAAGGCUUCGUCCAAUUUAUGAAUGGUUGGAUAAUGGGAACAAUAAGAAGGCUUUGCAAGAAGCAGAGAAGGUUUUGAAGAAACAACCAAAUUUCCUUUGUGCCAAGGUUCUAAAAGCACUGGCUCUCCUUCGUUUGGGCAAGGAGGAGGAAUGUGAUCACUUGCUGGAGGCAGUUCGUGCAGAGGUGCCUGCAGACGAUUCCACUCUGCAGGCCAUGACCAUUUGUUAUCGGGAAGUGCACAGGCCCGAGCGGAUUUGUGCAAUCUAUGAAGCUGCAGUGCGUAAGGAACCUGGAAGCGAGGAGUUGUUGACACAUCUCUUCAUGGCAUAUGUCCGUGUUGCAGACUACAAGAAGCAACAAAAAACAGCACUUCAGUUGUACAAAUUAAAACCAAAAAAUCCAUAUUAUUUUUGGGCAGUGAUGAGUGUUGUAAUGCAGGCACACAAAGCUGAACCUCAACUCGCGCAGGGAGUGGUGCUGCCUCUGGCAGAGCGCAUGGUUCAGAAGCUGGUGAAUGAAGAUCGCAUAGAGGCUGAACAGGAGGUGCAGCUCUACCUGAUGGUGCUGGAGAUGCAGUCCAAGUAUGAAGAAGCACUUCGGGUGGUGGAGGGCCCUUUGGGAGAGAAACUGGUCUCUUACGUUGUUGUUCCCUUGAAACGAGCUUCCCUGUUAAUGAAACUGGAGAGGUGGCGAGAAGCAAAUGUACUCUACAAACAGCUGCUCAGAGAAGACAUGGAUCGAUGGUCUUAUCUCAUGAAUUAUCUUACUACAUCACUGAAGCUUUUUGACUCUGGCCAACAGAAUGGCAAUAACAACACCAUGAACAACAGUAGUUCCACUGCAAAUAACAAUAUCAACAAUAAUCGGCGUAAUAGCUCAUCUGUUGCUGAUAGUCCACAUGAGCAGUUGGGUGAUGAUGCAAACGAGAGUAUGUGGAGGGAACCUGACUCUUCCCCAACUGCCUGUUGUCGAUUUUUGGCACAUUUAGUGACAACAUCAGAGAAGGAGUCUCAGCGGCGGUUGCGUGGUCCAUAUCUGGCACAGCUAGAGCUGUUUCGGUUGCUCUCUGAUAGAGGGAUGGAUGCUGAACCCCUUUUGGGGAAACCUGCAGACCUCCUCAUACGCUACGUUGAACUCUUUGCCGAGAAGCCAUGUUGCGUGUCAGAUCUCCGGCGCUUCCUACCUUUGCUGCCAGAAUCAGAACGCUCUUCCUUCAUCCAGAAAGUGACGGCUGCUACAGUGUGGGAUCCUGUGGGUGGUGUGGCUGACUUACAGCGUCAUGUGUGUGGGCUGCAGUUGACACGCAUGCUUGGUGCACAUUUAGAGAUGACUGAAACUCAGCGACAGGUUCUUGCCACCGAGUUGCUCCUGUACUAUAAGAAGAGUAUGCACCUCUCCACUGAAAAUUUACAGACUGAAUUUGCGUGCAAUGAUCCAUAUGCAUUGCUGGCAGCACAUGUAUUAGUGGACAGCUAUCUCGCUACAGGCCAUAGUGCUCCCCUGGUACGUGCUGCCCAGACACUUGAGAUGGCCUUGGAGCGCUCUCCAUCAAACUUCCAUGUAAAGUUGCUUCUGCUGAGAGUUUAUUCAGUGCUGGGUGCUGGUGCAGCAGCAGAUGCUGUGUAUGAAAUGCUGGAUGUGAAGCAUAUGCAGCUUGAUUCCCUCGGGUACCUUCAUUGUGCACAGUUGGCAGCACUUGGGCAGCUGCGGGCAGCUGCAGCCCUUUAUGAGAUCACUCUCAAAUUCUUCACUGCUAAUUAUAAAGACGGUGUUGACCAUCUAACUUACUCUUAUAAAUUUGGUUCCUUCUUGAAAAUCAUGGAGUUUGUGGAGUUCUGUGAACGACUGAAUAACUCCCUCCACUAUGCAAUGACGACAGUGGAGCGCAUGUUGCUGGAGGUGAUGGAGUGUCCCACGGCAGCCCAAGCACGGACAGCGCUUUCUGGGAUGGAAGUGCAACCAUGGAAAGAUUCGGUAGCCUGGGAUGCCCUGCAGGACAACCGAGACACAAGCAUCCUAGUGGGUUGGGAACCCCCGUGCCGGUGA
Molecule: messenger RNA, 2177 nt
Organism: Gryllus bimaculatus (two-spotted cricket)
Lineage: Eukaryota; Metazoa; Arthropoda; Insecta; Orthoptera; Gryllidae
Source: the annotation of a GenBank genome assembly